Molecule: messenger RNA, 324 nt
Organism: Acanthamoeba castellanii str. Neff
Lineage: Eukaryota; Discosea; Longamoebia; Acanthamoebidae
Product: deoxyuridine 5'triphosphate nucleotidohydrolase
Exons: 1
Coding region: 1-324 (107 amino acids)
Biological process (GO): dUTP catabolic process; dUMP biosynthetic process
Molecular function (GO): dUTP diphosphatase activity; magnesium ion binding
Source: RefSeq, a predicted model, not a curated record
AUGGAUCUCGGGAUCGCCGUCGCCGUGCCGAUCGGCACCUACGGGAGGAUCGCACCGCGAUCGGGUCUCGGUUGGAAGAAGGGCAUUGACAUUGGCGCCGGCGUCGUGGAUGCCGGUUAUCGUGGCGGUGUGAAAGCGCUCGUCUUCAACCACAACGAUGAGGACAUUGUCAUUGCCUCGGGCGAUUGCGUCGCUCAGCUCAUCCUGGAGUGCAUCGUGACGCCCGAGGUUGAGAUCGUGGAGGGCGAUCUGGACGCCACCGAUCGUGGCGCCAACGGAUUCGGUUCCACAAGCGUCGCCAAGAGACUCCGGGUCGAAACAUAA